Molecule: messenger RNA, 1426 nt
Organism: Liolophura sinensis
Lineage: Eukaryota; Metazoa; Mollusca; Polyplacophora; Chitonida; Chitonidae
Product: beta-1,3-galactosyl-O-glycosyl-glycoprotein beta-1,6-N-acetylglucosaminyltransferase 3-like
Exons: 2
Cellular component (GO): membrane
Molecular function (GO): acetylglucosaminyltransferase activity
Source: RefSeq, a predicted model, not a curated record
ACUAUCACAUUUUCUGUAGCUAUUAUUCAUUUCAUCACAGCAAGAUACAAAUUCACCGUUGACAGUGUCCACGACAUAAGUCCGAAGUGGGUAGAUUACUUCCCGCCACCUUCAACACUUGACUGCACAGCUUAUCUAGAAGGAGAGCAGGAAAAGAUCAGACAAGCGUUGGUGAUACAAAAGUCGUAUAUAUACCCCUUUAUAUCUGACGACAAAUUUGUGGUGUUAACAAAGGAUUGCGAUAGGUACAAGAGACUUAAAGGAUAUUUUACAAAUUCAAGCAAGGAAGAAAAGGAAUUCCCAAUUGCUUUCAGUAUAUUGCUGUACAAAGAGGCGGAGCAAGCAGAAAAGCUUUUGCAGGCCAUAUACCGCCCUCAGAACUUGUACUGCCUUCACAUUGAUAGGAAUUCCCCUUCACCCGUCCACACCGCUAUGGCAGCCAUUGCGAAAUGUUUUGAUAAUGUAUUCAUUGUUUCAAAAUCGGAGAAAGUCGUUUACGCUGGAUUUUCAAGACUUAAAGCCGAUAUUAACUGUAUGGAGGACUUAGUGGUCAAAAGUACAUCGUGGAAAUAUUUUCUGAAUUUACCCAGUCAAGCAUUUCCAUUAAAAACAAAUGCAGAACUAGUGAAAAUAUUAAAAAUCUACAAUGGAAGUAAUGACAUUGAAGGCAUUACUGGUGAUCGAAUGUUGGCGAAUCGUUAUCGUUACAAACACAUACUUGUGAAAGCUUCCGAAGGUGCCCGACUUCAUUUAGAGAAAACAGAGAAGUUGAAAGAAAGACCACCCCAUAACAUCACCAUUGUAAAGGGGAGCGCUUAUGGUGUAUUCUCUAGAGCUUUCGUGGAGUUUCUCCUUACGGAUAAGUUUGCUGUCGACUUGCUGAAGUGGUGUGAGGAUAUUUACAGCCCAGACGAGUACUUCUGGGCCACAUUGCACCAUCAAGGCUUCUAUGGCACGUUACGUCCUCCUGGAGGAUACUCUGGUGAGCCGGACAAGAAGUUGUGGUUAGCGAUGUACGCCUCCUGGUCGCAGCCGUGCCACGGUAGGUUUGUCCGAGGAGUGUGCGUUUUUGGCCUGGGAGACAUCGCCAGACUAACAUCCCGGAAGGAAUUGUUUGCAAAUAAAUUCUACCUCCAGUUUCACCCGUUUGCUUUGCACUGCAUGGCAGAUUGGAUAAGGAAUAAAAGCUUGUCAAACGUGCCUUCCGAUCUGUAUUAUUACAGGCAGCUCUCCUUCAUCAAUGCUGGAAAAGAUUCAGUGAAAAAUAUCUUAACAUGACAAAGACUAGAAUUUCCUUGAUAAGCCCAUCAACCCGUUAGACAAAUUAAUGAAAAAUUAGCCAUCUGGUAAUUAAGAAAACCUUAUCAUUUCCUUACCCUUAUGCUUAAGUCUCCAGUUCCCAUUUCUAAAAGACAAACACAGACAA